AUCCACAAAAUUCCCUCACUAUUUAUUGAUUCAACAAAUCCCCCCAUUCCCAAACUCAUCAUCUCAAACUGAAAAAUGGCACAUUACCAGAACCAGUACAGCGCACAAUCCGGCGCCGACCAGUACGGCAACCCAAUUCGCCAGACCGAUGAAUACGGCAACGUCAUUUCCGACACCGCUCAGCACGGAGACCCUCUUCGCCGGACCGAUGAAUUCCGUGGCACCGACCAGUAUGGCAACCCGAUUCAUCGGACCGAUCAGCACGGUGUCGGUGACCCAACUGGACGCACUACUGGCACUGGAAUGUACGAAGGGCGGCAGCAGCAGCAGCAGCAGAGGGGUGGAAUGUUUCAUCAUGAUAAGCCGGUAUCGACAGGGGGAUCGGUCGGGUACACGACAGCGGAGCAGGGGGAGCGUCACGAGAAGAAAGGGAUGAUGGAGAAGAUUAAGGAGAAGCUGCCGGGAGGGAACCAAUAGGGAGGGUGUGUUCAAUUAGUAGAGAAGAAGCUAAGGGCAUGGCGGCUUGUUAGCUCGUAGAGCUGCCUGUAUGUGACUAAAUAAUGAUAAGGGUCGUCUGUGUCUGUGUGUUAUUAAGUAAUUUAUGUGUUUUUUUGCUGUUUUUUUUUCUACUUCGAACGUGAAAUUAUGAAGUUAUGCUAAUAAUAAUAACAAGAAUCGAACAAUAAAUAGUU
Molecule: messenger RNA, 692 nt
Organism: Cucurbita moschata (crookneck pumpkin)
Lineage: Eukaryota; Viridiplantae; Streptophyta; Magnoliopsida; Cucurbitales; Cucurbitaceae
Product: dehydrin DHN1-like
Exons: 1
Coding region: 76-477 (133 amino acids)
Biological process (GO): response to water
Source: RefSeq, a predicted model, not a curated record